AUGGGGGAAGAAGAGCCCCCUUCUAGAGAAACCCCUGCUCAACGUGCUAGAUGUUUUUUCGACGUAUCAAUCGGCGGCAUUAAUAGCGGUAGAAUCGUUUUCGAACUUUUUACGGAUGUGGCUCCGAAGUGUUGUGAAAACUUCAGAGCUUUGUGCACCGGUGAAAAAGGGCUGGGGGAAGAGACUCAAAAACCUCUUUAUUAUAAAGAUGCAAUAUUCCAUCGUGUGGUCAAGGAUUUUAUUAUCCAAGGUGGUGAUUUCUCAAAUGGAAAUGGUACUGGAGGCGAAAGUAUAUAUGGAGGGACAUUUGAAGAUGAGAAUUUUAUUCUCAAACAUGAUCAGCCAUUGUUGUUAUCAAUGGCUAAUAGAGGAAAAGACACUAAUGGAUCACAGUGUUAUAGUACAACGCAACCGGCCCCCCAUCUCGACGAUGUUCACGUGGUUUUUGGAAGAGUAGUAAGCGGAGUUGAUUUGGUGAGGCAGAUCGAAUCACUUCCAGUGGAUGCUAACAGUCGACCCCUUCAGGAUGCGAAGAUCAUCAAGUGCGGAGAGCUUGUAAAGCAAGUCAAAGCCAAGAAAGAGAAGAAGAAAGUAGAAGCGGACGACGACAAUCAAGAGGAAGGAGAAAUUAAAUCAAAAAAGAAAAGUAAAAAAGAUAAGAAAAAGGAGAAGAAAAGUAAAAAGCAUAGCAAAGAAAACACCAAAUCGGACGAGGAGGAAGAAGGAGAAGAAGGCGAGGUAUUCGAACCUCAUCCGUUAGUUACAGUAACAAAUAUUGAUCCUGAAGAAAUACCCGAGAUCCCAGCUAAUAAAUUCUUAAUGAGAGGAGAAGGCAGGAAAGAUAGGGAUAAAAAUAACGAUAAUAGAAAAGAUGACAGAAGAGAUAAAAAUUACAGGGAUCGUGGUAACAAACGCGAUUGGGGUGGAGAUUACAAUCGAUGGGGAAGAACUGCAACCUCUAAAAGCGGAAGAAUGAUAAAAGGAAGAGGAAAGUUUAGAUAUAGAACACCGUCUCGAAGUCGAUCGCGCAGUGCCACUCCUAUCCAUUGGCGGAAAGAAGAAUCUCGCGUGAUCAAAAUGUCCGAUCUGGAAAAGCUCGAUGCGAAGCGUAAACAGUUGGAGAGUAGAAGGGACAAAUCGAAAUGGCGAAGUGUAACGCCGGAGCUUCCGUCUUUCGAAAAAUCUUUAACGCCCCAAACUGAAUACCCUAAGAGUAAAGGGAAAAAUAAGGGAGUCGAUUAUAAUGCUUUGGAUUAUGAAGAUCAGAGCGAAGAUGAAAAUAAGGAUUCUUAUAAGCAUAAAAAAAUUGUACCUAGUUUAGUACAGUAUCCACUUUCUAGUUCAAAAAAUACACAUAAGAGCAAAGAAGAUAUCCAAAAGGAGAUUGAACAAGUAGAUGAAGAAGAAAAGGAAGCUGAAGCCAUUAAUAAGCGAUCUGACUUUUUAGCAAUGGCUCUAGGUGUCCAAAUAAAAACCGGCGAAGAUCCUGCCACUGGAGAGAUUAAAUUCGGCGGCUACAACAAACAGCGUGAUAGAUCAGAAAAGUUUAGUCAAGCACAAUCAGCGAACAAGUCGAAUUCCAAUAAUCGUUUUGGAAGAGUCAAUAUGCGCUUACUACAGUUAGCUCACCAGGACAAUGUACCUGCUGCCACUCAAUUGCCUAGUAAGGUCGAGGAAAAACACGGAAGAAAUAAAUUUGAAACAGAGAAGCCUGUUGUUCAGAAUGAGAGCAAAUAUGAAAAAAAUGGUAGAUUUUCGGAUAUGAGGAGGCGAAGAGAUAGAUAUGAUGACCGUAAACGUGGCGACAUUAUAGAAAGGGAAAGAAGGGAUGGAGGCAGAAAUAGGGAUAGAAGAGAUAAUAGGGGAAGGGACUACAAAAAAUCUCCAAGAAGAUCUCGUUCGAGAGACAGAAAUAGAGGACGCAGGAGAUCUCGUUCACGUUCUCGAUCCAAAUCUAAAUCAAGAUCUCGUUCUCGUUCGAGGAAGUCCAGGAGUAAAGAUAAAUCUAAGAAAUCCCGAUCAAGAACGCCGGAGGUCCCUGCUAAACAUGCAAAAGUCGAAGACAAGGAUAAAGACAAGGACGUGUUCAAAGCUGAUAAGGAUGCAGAAGAGAAAUACAGGAAAUUACUCAUUCUUCGGAAAAAGAUGGCAUUGUUGGAGUUGAAGAAAAAGGAAGAAAUGAGACUAAUGGAAGAAAAGCAACGGAAAGCCAAAGAGGAAAGCGAAAUGUUGGAGAAAGUCAAAUUAGCGAAGAGAGAAGCCAUCGAAAAGGAGAAGUUGUUGAAAACAGUCAAAGUUUUGCAAGAACUUGACGACAAAAAGGACACCAAGCUGAGAAAGAGACUGAAUUCGUCGAGUUCCAGUAGCUCGAGUAGUUCCAGUAGUUCAGACAGUGACAGAGAUAGAAAAAAUAGACGAAGACCCAGUCCAAAACAAAGGUCGCCAUCCAGAUCCCGUUCUAGAACUAGAAGGCACAGACGCUCAUCUGCUAGAUCCUCCAGAAGUAGAUCUAGAGGGUCUAGAGACCGACAUAGGGAGAGGCCUUCUAGACGACGUCGUUAA
Messenger RNA from Diabrotica balteata, 2562 nucleotides. Lineage: Eukaryota; Metazoa; Arthropoda; Insecta; Coleoptera; Chrysomelidae. The record is from the annotation of a GenBank genome assembly.